Osmia bicornis bicornis is the source of this 1866-nucleotide messenger RNA. RefSeq names its product E3 ubiquitin-protein ligase RNF8-like. NCBI's taxonomy places the organism in Eukaryota, Metazoa, Arthropoda, Insecta, Hymenoptera, Megachilidae. The transcript is spliced from 4 exons. Gene Ontology annotation, molecular function: histone binding; ubiquitin protein ligase activity. Gene Ontology annotation, cellular component: ubiquitin ligase complex; cytosol; site of double-strand break. The record is from RefSeq and is a predicted model, not a curated record. The coding region runs from base 237 to 1691 and encodes 484 amino acids. Gene Ontology annotation, biological process: double-strand break repair; protein K48-linked ubiquitination; ubiquitin-dependent protein catabolic process.
UUGCAAGUGUUUAUUUGGAAAUUAUAUUUCCGUUCUUAUGUUGACAAUUGAAGUCAAGAAUUGUGACAUUGUAUGAGUGGAUUUUAUUUACGACUUUUAUUUAUUAUCUAAUGAGUGUUCAGUUACUAUCUAAUGAGAUUUCGUGUCUGUAAAACAGCGGAGGCGAUUAGAGAAUCAGUUUCAUUAUCCCAUGAAUCUCCUUAACUUUUUUACCUAUGAAAAUACAACUAUAAAUAAUGGAAGGUUUAAAAGCGGAAAAAAGGGUUAUGUCAGAAGAUUCUGAUGUAAAACCACGUGAACCUGUUCUAGUGAGGAUUGAUAAGAGUGGUUGUGCUCCUCAUGACAUUCGUAUUGAUAAAAAUGAGUUUCAGAUAGGUCGAGCAAGGGAGAAUGAUGAAAUUAUUUUGGAUACAAUGGUAUCUAGAAAGCAUUGUGUUUUAAGAUGCGAAGGUAAUGAAGAAUGGACCAUUAAAGACACAAGUUCUUCUGCUACAUAUGUUAAUAACAUUCUUCUUACUUCUGGUGUAAGUAAAAGACUGUUUGAUGGAGAUAUUGUACAGUUUAGUACAUCUGAAAAAUUUAAGUACAUAUUCACUCUUGGUACUAAGACUGAGCCUCAGAAUAAGAGACCUAAAUUAGAUGAGAAGAUACUUGACAAUGUUCUUAUAGAACAAAAGACAUUUGUACAAAAUCAAGAAUGUCAAAAGAAAGUUCUUAAAGAUAAAUUGGAAACAAAACAAAAAGAACAAGAUGAUUUAAAGCUGCAGUUGAAAAAACUUUUAAAUCAAGAAGCUAUUACUAAAGAAGACACUGAAGAUCUUAAAACACGAAUUACAGUGUUAGAAAGUAAAAUAGAAUAUGGCAAUGUUCAAGAAAAGCAUUUACGUAAAGUGUAUGCAGAACUGUUAGAAAAGUUAGAAAAUGAAAGGGUUCAAUUUGAAAAACGAUUAAAUGAUGAAAAACAAAAAUGGGAAGAAGCAUUAAAUGUGAGUAAACAGGAAAAAAAAAUGUUAGAAAAGGAAAUGAAAGAACAAAUAGAAAAGUUGAGAGAAGAACAGCAGGCUGAAUGGAAAAAUGCUAUGGAAAGUGUAGUUAAGGAAGAAAAGAAUAUACAAGCUCAAUUACUAAAUGAAAAAACCGUUUUGGAGGAAAAGCUAAAGGAAACAGAAAAAGCCUUAAAGGAAAAAGAAGCUAAAGCAGAAACAACACGAAAUAAUGAUGCAGAUCCUUCUGUGGAGGCAAAUGACAGUAUAAUUUUAGAACUCUUAAAUGAUCGUUCAGAAAAUUAUAUCUUAGAAACAAUAGAUUUAACAACUUCUACUCAGCUUACUGUAGAUACUAAUGAAUCAGAAGAUGUAUUUCAUAAAGUUGGUGAUAUAAUGGAUGAGCAGUUAACUUGCAGUAUAUGUUCAGAAUUGUUUGUUAAAGCAACAACAUUACAUUGUAUGCAUACAUUUUGUGAGCAUUGUAUAAAUUCAUGGAUGAUCAAGAAAAGGGAAUGUCCAGUGUGUAGAACACCAGUGUCCGCAAUGAAUAGGUCAAUAGUUCUUGAUAAUUUUAUUGAUAGAAUGAUAGAAAAUUUACCUGCUCAAUUUAAAGAAAAAAGGAAACAAGUUAUAGAAGAAAGAAGAGCGAUGGAACGAAAAACCAGAAUUUUAAAAAAAUCUGCAGUGAGAAGAAUCAAAAUUUAAUUAACAUUAAUGUAUCUAGGCUAAGAAUAUUUUUCUAAUAGUAUUGUUUUUCGUAAGAAAUGCAUUUUCUUUUAAGUACAAAUCUCUUAAAAAGAUAGAGUAGUGUCAUAUUUUUCACACACUGUUCAUAAUAUGUUACAAAUCUUGUAGAAUAAAACGAUAGAUUGCUUCAGUA